Cololabis saira (Pacific saury) is the source of this 2618-nucleotide messenger RNA. It is a transcript of the gene slc25a10b, whose product is annotated as solute carrier family 25 member 10b. Gene Ontology annotation, molecular function: malate transmembrane transporter activity; succinate transmembrane transporter activity; sulfate transmembrane transporter activity. Gene Ontology annotation, cellular component: mitochondrial membrane. The transcript is spliced from 11 exons. Gene Ontology annotation, biological process: malate transmembrane transport; phosphate ion transmembrane transport; succinate transmembrane transport. The record is from RefSeq and is a predicted model, not a curated record. Lineage: Eukaryota; Metazoa; Chordata; Actinopteri; Beloniformes; Belonidae. The coding region runs from base 296 to 1156 and encodes 286 amino acids.
GCCGCCCCCCCGGGCGGGUAGGCAGCUCCACCGUCUGCGGUGACAAUUGGCUGCGGAGCCGCCGCUUCCGACUACGCAUCACGUUGCGCCACCACAGUAACACACGCCAGUGCGCACUCCCGUGUAGUAACGCAAGUGUGCGUGAUGCUGCCGGAGCCCAAGGUCCCCCUUAUCAUCACCACACACCGCAGGGUUUGAACAUUAACGGGCUGCAGCAGCCGGAGCGGGGCCAGCCAGAGAGCCGGGCAGCGCAGGCGGCCACGCGGACCGGGAGGACGGAAGUCACCGCUGGAUCAUGACGGAGAAGCGGGUGUCUCGGUGGUACUUCGGCGGGCUGGCGUCAUGCGGAGCCGCCUGCUGCACGCAUCCCCUGGACCUCAUCAAGGUACACUUGCAGACACAGCAGGAGGUGAAGAUGAGGAUGUUGGGAAUGGCUGUUCAUGUGGUCAAGAAUGACGGGGUGCUGGCUCUUUACAAUGGCCUCUCUGCUUCACUCUGUAGACAGAUGUCCUAUUCCCUCACCAGAUUUGCGAUCUAUGAGACAGUGAGGGACAUGUUGGGCAGCACAAGCCAGGGCCCCAUGCCCUUUUACCAGAAAGUCCUCCUUGGAGCCUUCGGAGGAUUCACUGGUGGGUUUGUUGGAACACCAGCAGACAUGGUGAACGUCAGGAUGCAGAAUGACAUGAAACUACCACCCGAGCAAAGGAGAAACUAUAAAAAUGCCAUCGAUGGACUUUACAGAGUGUUCAGAGAAGAGGGUUUACGGAAACUUUUCUCGGGAGCGUCCAUGGCCUCCAGCAGAGGAGCACUGGUCACUGUGGGACAGCUGGCAUGCUACGACCAGGCCAAGCAGCUGGUGUUAGGAACAGGCAUGAUGGGAGAUAAUAUGCUCACACACUUUCUUUCCAGCUUUAUUGCCGGAGGCUGUGCUACGUUCCUGUGUCAACCUCUGGACGUGAUGAAGACGAGGCUGAUGAAUUCAAAAGGAGAGUACACGGGGGUGGGACAUUGCUUACGGGAAACAGCCAAGCUAGGUCCAAUGGCAUUUUACAAGGGUCUCGUCCCCGCAGGCAUUCGUUUGAUUCCCCACACGGUGCUCACCUUCAUGUUCCUUGAGCAGCUCAAGAAGAACUUUGGCAUUCGCAUCAUCUCCUGAGACCCUCGCCGAUGCUGCUGCUGCUGCUGCUGAUCACUGUCCUCCUUCAGCACUCUGUUCCUCGACAUUUGCAAGAAAAGAAGGGAAGAGAGGAGAAAUGGACAACAUCACCAUUUAUAUGCUUUCUUUCUCCUUUUACCUCUACCUCUUUCUUUCAAGUGGAAAUUAUGUGAUUUUGGUUCAAGCACACCAGCUUAUGAUAUCCUUUUUCCCCUUUAGAAUAGAAUCGUUAGAGAGAUAUUACUAAUAAUGACAUGCUACAUUUUGAAUUCUUCAGAGCUCGAACGCCAAUGAAUAAUUGCAGAUUAUAUCUUAAGUGUGAUCUAUUUGUAACACUUUACUCUUGUCAUAUUUGACCAGGAAAGGUUUUAACAAAAAGUUCUCAAGUUAUUCAUUAUCACAUCAUAACCUUGUCAUCAGUGUUCUUUUGAUCAGUUAAAAUAUAACAACAAAGCUAUUACUUAAACAUGACUGAAGCUGUUAUGACAAUAAUCAUUUAGACUCAUGCCGACCAAAUAUUUUGAGACGUUAGCAUUUAACGUUUUUUCUUACUUGAUUAAUGUAAUGGAAAUGAACAACUAACUGGUUAAACUGUCAUGAUGGUUUUUACCCGUUGCUUCUCCGCUUCAUUCCUCCGUAAUCAUGUCGGGUCCCAUCUGGAAGAAAAGUGGACCAAAUUUGUUUCUGACCCAUUUUUAAACAAGAAGGGAGUCUUUAGUGCCAGGGAGACUCUGUCGGAGCAUUAGACUUCUGAGAGCCUGAGCCUGUUCAGAAACCUGUAGAGAACUGCUGUACAAGUGUGGCACUUUUCCACUUAUAUUGUUAGCUUUUUGGUCUUGUUGAAUACACAUCAGACCUAAAGGCUUGAGAUGCCACCCUGUUUUAGGAGGCACUUUAUUUAUAAAAGAAAAAGAAAACCUCAUUCUGACAACUUGCUGCGUAGAGGAAACACAUGCUGUAUGUUGAAUCUUGUCCUAAAUUGACAAAAUUUUAAUUUAACAUAUUAAUCAAGUUGAGGACGUUCUCUUGCUUAUCAGUUAUUGUUCUUUUAUAAGUUUAAUUUAGGUUUGGUUAAAUUAAAACUCCCUGCGCUGUGCCUGCUCUGAGAACUUGUGUUGCCUUACAGUGUCUGUCCUGUAGGGGGCAGUGUGACACCAACGAGCUAUUCCUUCCUCUCAUCCUAAUGAGCCCGGUGCCUUCAUCCCAGGAUGGAUGUGCAAAAAAAAAAAAAGGAGAGAGAGGGAGAGCGCUAAAAACAUUUUCAAAUGACUAUUUGCCUGCAUGUUCAUAUGCUCCUCAGUAUUCCAGGUACUUUACUGAUUGUAACUUUAUAAUGCCCUAAUGUUUCCCAUAAUUGUAUGCACAUGCACAGAAAAGAAACUGGAGAAAUAGUUAUGGGUCCGUGAAAUGGGUUUUGUAGGCCUGCUAAUGAUUUUAGAAAUAAAUCACUAACCGAAACUAA